CAUUAGUAAUUGAAAAGAAUUUGUUAUUUAAUAUUUAUUUGCAUUUUGCUAGACGACUUGGUAUAAUUAUUAUUCAUACAGAUACAAUUAUCUCGGAUUUGUCCCAGGCACCCUGAGAGAGAUGUCGUUUUUCAGUCCAUUCUUCCGGAACCCAAUUACCGAUUUAACAGGUCCACUGGUGUCUGCACAGACGGGUUUACGCUGUGCAGAUUUUGAAAUGAGAUUGAUGAACUGUUACGAGGCUUACGGCUAUCCAAAAGGUAUGGAAGUAUGUCAAGCRUACUAUGACGACUUCAAGGAAUGCUGCACUAGAGAAAAACAGAUGACUCGAGUACAAUUAAUUCAAAAUGAACGUGAGCGUCAAGCCAAACCUGAGUAUGAAAAACCGCCAGCAAUGCACGCGUUUUAGUAUAUSUGCUUACAUAAUGUGUUUGUUUAACAUGCACAUUUUAUAUAAAUAAAACUGUUUUAAUAAUUAUAUGUUAUCUUUAAUUUUAGCUUAUAAAGAUAAACAUGUGUAGGUCCUUAUUGUAUAAAAAAAAAAAUAUACACAAAUAAUUAAAUUAAUUUCCAUUGGCUUUAAA
Molecule: messenger RNA, 584 nt
Organism: Diuraphis noxia (Russian wheat aphid)
Lineage: Eukaryota; Metazoa; Arthropoda; Insecta; Hemiptera; Aphididae
Gene: ND-15
Product: NADH dehydrogenase (ubiquinone) 15 kDa subunit
Source: RefSeq, a predicted model, not a curated record